This is a messenger RNA of Diorhabda carinulata, 1792 nucleotides long. RefSeq lists its product as uncharacterized. The transcript has 3 exons. Gene Ontology annotation, biological process: centriole replication; mitotic cell cycle. The record is from RefSeq and is a predicted model, not a curated record. NCBI's taxonomy places the organism in Eukaryota, Metazoa, Arthropoda, Insecta, Coleoptera, Chrysomelidae. Gene Ontology annotation, molecular function: calcium ion binding. Gene Ontology annotation, cellular component: centriole; centrosome. The coding region runs from base 1133 to 1615 and encodes 160 amino acids.
CUCUGUGUUAAUAGUGAUUUUUUUUAAACGAGGGAGAAUCCAUAAAUCUUCGUUCGAAAGCAAAUAAUAAUCGUGAUUGUAAAAUAGACUAGCAAAAAAAUUAGCACAAAAAGAAAUUAAGUAUAGGCCUCAAUUAUACUGAAAGCUUACGUUUUUUUUUUCUGAGAUUUUUACCUAUUCUGUGUGGCUCCAUCAAGCUGCCAACAAAAAAGUCAUAGUAACAUUAGAAUAUUAAAUGUUUAUAAUUGAAACAAUUUCAAAUUCGUAAGAACUAAGGAAACUAAAUAAGAAUCAAUAUUUUUUUGAUGAGGAAUCAAUUAACAUUUUGCUCAAUAUAUAACAAAAAGUUUCCGCAUUUCGAGGUUAUGUUUUUGACGUCAUUGAAAAAUCUUAAAUCCUUUGUUUACUGCGCACUUUCGGUUUGAUAUUUUUUAUUUUCGUAGUUUUACUUGUAUCCACAGACAUUUUUAACACUUGAGGAGUUUUUUUGAACAUUUUUCUUUAAAAAUGAAGUUGACAUUUUUUUUUUGGCUCUUCUGAAUUCUCUUAUUUCUCGUAUUUAGGACAGGAAUGAAAAUCAAUUUCGGAAAUUGUUAAAGUCGAGUUAAAAAAUAUGAAAAAACUACCAAAGAAAUUUGUUUCAUUCAUUUUUAUAAUUAAUAAGUUAUUUUAAUUUAAAAAAAAUAAUUUUUGGCGCUUAAAUUAUCAUAUUUUAAAAGAUAAAUUUAUAAUCAAAAAAAAUGUGAAUAAAGAAAGUUUUCACUUGAGGUUUUUCAAUGGUAAACUUUUUUAAAAAGAAAAUGUAGCACUUACUGACGUCAUGAACAUAAACUAGGAGUUUCCUUUCCCGUGUUGCCAAUGUUAUUAUUUUUCUUACCUAGCAAAUUAUACUAAUCGCAUAUUUAUAUGUAUGUUUGGUUGCCUACAUAAACAUCCUUCAAUAUUAUCGUUAUGUAAAUAGAUGUCAUGCGUAUCACGUAUAAUAGAAAGUAAUAAAAAUUUUUUCGUUUAACAAACCGGUAUAAACAAUUUAUAAUUUGUGAAAAAAAAGUUGUUUUUCUUCAAAGUUCGUGUUGUAUAUUUUGUGAUAUAAAGAAAAAUUAUCGUGGCUGCAAAUUUUAAGAAACAACCGAUGGCGGUUAGAAAAAAGUCUGGUCCAAAGUUCGAACUAAACGACGAACAAAAAAACGAUAUAAAAGAAGCUUUCGAUCUAUUCGACAACGAGGGUAGCGGAAAAAUAGACGCAAAAGAUUUAAAAGUAGCGAUAAGAGCUUUGGGAUUCGAACCAAAGAAAGAGGAAAUUAAAAAGAUGAUAGCGGACAUCGAUAAAGACGGUACAGGAGAAAUAUCUUUCGAAGAUUUCUUACAGUUGAUGUCUGUAAAAAUGGCCGAGAAAGAUUCCAAGGAGGAAAUUAUGAAAGCUUUCAGGUUGUUCGAUGACGACGAAACUGGUAAAAUCAGUUUUAAAAAUUUAAAACGAGUCGCUAAAGAACUCGGCGAGAAUUUAACGGAUGAGGAAUUACAAGAAAUGAUCGACGAAGCCGAUAGGGACGGGGACGGGGAGAUAAACCAGGAAGAAUUCCUAAGAAUAAUGAAAAAAACUAGUUUAUAUUAGAAAUUUAGUGUUAAAUGUGAUUUAGGUUUGUUUUUUUUUAUAUUUUUUUAAUUGGAAGUACAUCUACAACGCACUGUAUGCAAUUUAAAACACGAAUAAACCAAAUUUUAUUGCAUAAAGUUGUUUUAAUCAACUGUAUUAACCCAUUUACGGAAAAAAAUCGUACAAACAUACUUG